Molecule: messenger RNA, 2680 nt
Organism: Eurytemora carolleeae
Lineage: Eukaryota; Metazoa; Arthropoda; Copepoda; Calanoida; Temoridae
Exons: 22
Coding region: 272-2665 (797 amino acids)
Source: RefSeq, a predicted model, not a curated record
CUCCAGACCGUACAGGCCUUCUUCUAAACUACCCACUUCACCUGUUAGAGAUAAGAAAUCAGAUGCUAUCAGUGCCUCACUAGCUAGAUAUCAGGCCAGUCUAUCCCGUCCUGAGUCUCCGAAUUUCUAUAAAGAACCUAACGACGAUAUUCCCUCCAAUGAAACUAGAAGGUAUGGAGGUACUCCAUCCCGGCGUUCAGAUUUAUCAGCAAGGAGUUCAAGUCUCUGGCAAGAGGAGGGAGGGGCUAGGAGGGAGCAAGAUGGAGCCAGGAUGCCUAAUAACAGCAACAGAUACCAACAAGGAAAUGGUCUUCACUUGGUAAACUCCACUAGAACAACUUCAUCUUUAGAAGGGAAUGGUAGCACAGAGAGGUUAUGGGAUACCUUGCCAUCAAGGAGACCUGAUACAAGGAGUUCUAGGACCCCUAGCAGGAGAUUAGGGACCAUGGAUCAAGAGCCUGGGACCCCUAGCCGAAGGUUAGAGACCAUGAAUCAGGGAUCACCAGAUGCAAGCUCUGACAACCUUACACAAUUCAGAUACCCUUAUUUAUCCUCGGCCUACUCCUUGCCAAGAAAUUGCAGAUUACUCAAGGCAAACAGACAAAUAUCUGGUACAAUUAGGGAAUCUCUAGAAAAUUUGAGCUCAAGCUCUCAAAACCUGGCUUUUACAGAGUCAAGAGAAUCAUUAUUAAAAAGAUAUCCUUCUUCCUCCCUGUGUGCCUCACCUGUAUCAUCACCAGCACCUAGUAGGAAGUUUGUUGGUUCCUACAGCUGUAGAAACUCUCCAACCAGAUCUACCAAUCAAUCAAGUGCUCCUCGAAGAUCUGAAACUCAAAGCAGAUAUUCUUCGGAAAGAUCAAGUAGAAGGACCAGUCCGGAGCAUACUAGUCGAGGGGGAACUCUAGAUAGUCAGAGCAGACAUGGCAGUCCAAAUUCUUCUUCCCAAAUUAGAACAAGCAGAGUAUUUCCAGAGCAAAACAGAUAUGAUGACAGCCUUGAGUUAAUAAGACCGUCAACUAAAAACUACUCCAGAGAUUCUGUGCCGAGCUAUUCCCAUUAUUCCAACCCUCUUAGUGUUCAGUCCAGCAGAAACACUUCUCCAGUUAGCAGUGGCAACUCUGUAUAUUCUGCUAGAUCAAGCAGACAUGUGUCCCCAUCUAGAUAUACUCCCUCGCAUUCUGCUCGAUCCAGCAGAAAUGCCUCUCCUAACAGAGGAUAUACUCCAUCACAUUCUGUUAGAUCCAGCAGAAAUGCCUCUCCGAACAGAGAAUAUACUCCAUCGCAUUCUGCUCGAUCCAGCAGAAAUGCCUCUCCUAACAGAGCAUAUACUCCAUCACAUUCUGCUCGAUCCAGCAGAAAUGCCUCUCCUAACAGAGGAUAUACUCCAUCAUAUUCUGCUAGGUCCAGCCAUUAUAAUUCACCGGUUCAUUAUCCCUCUGAUUAUGUCUCAAAAUCCAGUAGGCACAGCUCUCCUAAUAAAUUCCCACAUGCUUAUUCAUCCCUAUCAAGCAGAGAUCCAUCCCCUGCCUCUUCGUAUACCUCUUCAAGUUACAAAUCUUCUUCAAGAUAUGUAUCUGAGAGGACAGAUAGGUUGAGAUCACAGGAAUACAGCAGUAGUAGGAAUGGAUCCCCUCUGAAGACUCAACCAAUUAGAAUGCAAGAAUCACCUGUAAGUGUAAGGCCAGCAACAGAGGUUUCAUCAAGAGCUAGUUCACCAGCAUCUAAAAGAGGAGGUUCACCAAGCAGUCGAAGAUCAUCCAUAGCAAGUUUAAGGUCUUCAACAUCAAGCAAGCAUUCUCAGAAAAGAAGCAAGACCCCUCAUAGUAACAACAUAGUCACUAAAAGAAAAGAAGAAAUGUUUCUGCCCGAUACAGGUGGUGGAGCACAGUGCGUGGUCUAUGUAAGAGAAACAUUUCAAAUCCUGAACUUGGACCAACAGCAAACACAAGAUAUCCCACUUGAGCUACUCAGAUCAAUUUCAUCAAAUUCUGUAGCAUCCAUCCUGCAGCCCCCAAGUGCCAAGAGUAAUGAGAGAAUUGAGAUUGGAAAUAAAACAGAAUAUGAUAGCACUGAAGCUUCUAAUCUGGAUUUAAAGAAACGGAAUCUAGAUAGUGUUUCAAAUAACUCAGGUUCAGAUGGUAAACAACCAAAUCAUACGGAUACAGAGAAACAGACCUUUCAGUUCAACACAGCCAGCAGAGAUUCAUUACAAACUCUUCUCCUUUCUCUCAGGAAACCAAAAGAGAAAUCUGUUAAUGAUGAGAUCGAGAAGCGCAAUGUUACAGAUGUUACUAAGGAUGAUUAUGAUGAUGAUGAUGAUGAAAGAGUUGAGGAUAGAGAAGAUCUGGAUGAUUCUGCAAGAGCAGAGUCAAUAGUAAGCAUAACUAGUACUAACAGCACAUCCAGGAGUAGAGAGAAUAAGGACAGGGAUGAUGAAGUGCGAGAUCCACAUUCUACAAUCCGUAGACAAUCUGUCAUUAUUGAAGGUCUAUCCAUGGAAGCUGAAGAUUUAAAGAAAAAAGUUCAGAGCCUAGAGGAAGAGUUGAGUAGUAUUCCAAUGGUAGAAGAACUUCAAGGAAAACUUUGCCAGGGUCUGAUUGAGGAGAAAAGAAAUGAAAAAGGUAACGAAAUAAUUAUUUUAUACCUCAUGAUUCUCAAAAGAUAGAAAAAACAUCAAUUG